CUAGUCUAUAUGAACCACCUCUUCUGAGUCUUCUCAACACACACACACAUACCAAACACUCAUCACAACUUCUAAGUUCUACCAAUCUUUCUUCUUCUCACUACUCACCUAAGAAACAAAACCCUACCUUGCGUUCAAAGUAUUUGCUAAUAAUGCAACCAUCCAUGAACGUUUUCAGCCUCCAUGACCAUCCACCUUCGUACCUUUCCCAUUUCCCUACAUCGUCCUCACCAUUUUGCGGCAACGGACAAAACCCUAAUCCAUUCUACAGCUUCCAAACUGGUGUGAACUCUCCACAGCUCAUGAGUUUGAGCAACUCGACCUCAGAUGAAGCUGAAGAGAAUCAUAGUGAUAUGAUCAAUGAGAGGAAGCAGAGGAGGAAGCUAUCGAACAGAGAAUCAGCAAGGAGAUCACGUAUGAGGAAGCAGAGACAGGUGGAUGAGCUUUGGUCUCAGGUGAUGUGGCUUAGGAAUGAGAAUCAUCAGUUGCUUCAUAAGCUUAACCGUGUCUUGGAGUCUCACGAGAAGGCUAUUGAAGAGAAUGCUCAGCUUAAAGAGGAAACUUCUGAGCUUAAACACAUGAUUAGUGAUAUGACGCAGCUUCAAAAUCAGAGUCCUUUCUCUUGUUUCAGAGACGAAGACAUUGUAUAGAUGAUGUUUUAGUGGCUCUAAAGGUGUAUGUAUCAA
Molecule: messenger RNA, 686 nt
Organism: Capsella rubella
Lineage: Eukaryota; Viridiplantae; Streptophyta; Magnoliopsida; Brassicales; Brassicaceae
Product: basic leucine zipper 43
Exons: 1
Coding region: 153-650 (165 amino acids)
Biological process (GO): regulation of DNA-templated transcription
Molecular function (GO): DNA-binding transcription factor activity
Source: RefSeq, a predicted model, not a curated record